AUGGCUCCCGCUCGUAAGGGAAAGGCUAAGGAGGAACAGGCUGUUGUGUCCCUUGGACCACAGGCCAAAGAAGGAGAGCUUAUCUUCGGAGUUGCUCACAUCUUCGCUUCAUUCAACGACACCUUCGUUCACAUCACCGAUAUUUCCGGACGCGAAACCAUCGUUCGUGUCACCGGAGGAAUGAAGGUCAAGGCUGAUCGUGACGAGUCAUCGCCAUACGCUGCUAUGCUCGCUGCUCAGGAUGUCGCUGACCGUUGCAAACAGCUCGGAAUCAACGCCCUCCACAUCAAGCUUCGUGCCACCGGAGGAACUAGAUCUAAGACCCCAGGACCAGGAGCUCAAUCUGCUCUCCGUGCCCUUGCCCGCGCUGGAAUGAAGAUCGGAAGAAUCGAGGACGUCACCCCAAUCCCAUCCGACUGCACUAGAAGAAAGGGAGGUCGCCGUGGACGUCGUCUCUAA
Messenger RNA from Caenorhabditis briggsae, 459 nucleotides. RefSeq names its product Protein CBR-RPS-14 (gene Cbr-rps-14). The transcript has 3 exons. Lineage: Eukaryota; Metazoa; Nematoda; Chromadorea; Rhabditida; Rhabditidae. The record is from RefSeq and is a predicted model, not a curated record. Gene Ontology annotation, biological process: ribosomal small subunit assembly; maturation of SSU-rRNA from tricistronic rRNA transcript (SSU-rRNA, 5.8S rRNA, LSU-rRNA); translation. Gene Ontology annotation, cellular component: ribosome; cytosolic small ribosomal subunit. Bases 1 to 459 code for a protein of 152 amino acids. Gene Ontology annotation, molecular function: small ribosomal subunit rRNA binding; structural constituent of ribosome; mRNA 5'-UTR binding.